Messenger RNA from Argiope bruennichi, 1358 nucleotides. Its product is annotated as receptor-type tyrosine-protein phosphatase mu-like. The coding region runs from base 98 to 1213 and encodes 371 amino acids. The record is from RefSeq and is a predicted model, not a curated record. NCBI's taxonomy places the organism in Eukaryota, Metazoa, Arthropoda, Arachnida, Araneae, Araneidae. Gene Ontology annotation, biological process: protein dephosphorylation. Gene Ontology annotation, molecular function: protein tyrosine phosphatase activity. The transcript is spliced from 12 exons.
CGCGGGGGUGUGGUGAAGGGCUUGUUGAAAAGGAUGCACGUUCGUCUCAUCUUCAGCUGUUUUGUCGGUCCACUCCUCUGCCCCAGAAGUGUCGAAAAUGGACAUUUUGUUAGCAAUAUGCGUUUAUUUGCUGGCUGCUGUGUGCUUUGCUGAUAUAGAUGCUGUUGUAGAACCCCCGCCUCCUAGCAGAGAACUUCGUGUUGAGAAGCUUGAUUAUUACGUGAACACGGAAGCAGGCAAAGCAAUCCUCUUCUCUGAAUUUCUGGGUAUCAAGAAUGGAAAAAGAAGACCUUGGACGGUAGCAGAAAAACCAGAAAAUUUACCCAAAAAUAGAUACGACGAUUUGUUAGCAUAUGAUGACACUCGGGUUAUAUUAGAACCCCGAUCUUAUGAUGAUUCCGAUUAUAUCAAUGCAAAUUUCCUCGAUGGUUUUCAUCAUCAAAAAGAGUAUAUUGCAACACAAGGACCUUUGCCAAACACAACUAAUGAUUUUUGGGCAAUGGUUUGGCAACUGAACAUCAAGAAAAUAGUGAUGCUUGCAAAUCUCUUGGAGCAUGGAAAGCCAAAGGUUGCUAAGUACUGGCCCGAUGACACGCAGGCCUUUGGAGAUAUCAUAGUAACAAAACUUUCUGAGCACUCAAUGCCAGAAAUCCAGCAUGUAGUCAGAAUUUUCACCCUUGAGAUGUCUGGGUCAGUUGGAUUCCGCAUCGUGCGUCAUUUCCAUUUCACCGGCUGGCCGGACCUGGGAGUGCCCAGUGAUCGCUUGUCUGUGUUGGGUCUCUUACAACAAGUCCGAAAAUACCUACCCGACAGCACAGAGCCUAUUUGUAUUCAUUGCAGUGCCGGUGUGGGCCGCACUGGUACGGUUAUCCUUAUGGAUUCGAUGAUCGAGAGAGCGAAACAAGAGGGUUUGGUCAAUUUCCCUGAAAGACUGGACCACAUGAGAGUGCAAAGAGUGGACGUCGUUGAGAAAAAGGAGCAGUACGUAUUUGCCCACCAGGGGGUGAAUGAUCUCUUCCAGAACAGCACCGAAACUGUCGAAUAUCUGGAAAAGGUAGAUCAUCUGCACCGUUCACUGCACAACGAACUGUACGAAAAGGAGUUCCAGAGACCAUUAUGCAUGGGGGAAGCUCUCGAGAGAAUCAGGUGGCACAGCCACAGGAUCUCCGCCGUGCUUGCAGCUGUUGACAAAGGAUUUCCCGAAGCCGCUUGAAAAGAGGAAUGCGCCUGACAUGCAAAAGAGACAAACUCGUUGAAAGCAAGCAUGAACUGGUCGAUUAAAGGGAAAAGGAUAAUAAACCUUUUAAUUAUAAAUAGUGCAAAGUCUGUUCUUAAUAAAAUAUUUCAGUUUCAUUUUA